This is a messenger RNA of Ostrea edulis (European flat oyster), 5649 nucleotides long. RefSeq names its product ankyrin-1-like. Bases 1 to 4146 code for a protein of 1381 amino acids. NCBI's taxonomy places the organism in Eukaryota, Metazoa, Mollusca, Bivalvia, Ostreida, Ostreidae. The transcript has a single exon. The record is from RefSeq and is a predicted model, not a curated record. Gene Ontology annotation, molecular function: protein binding.
AUGGAGGACUCUGAUAGUGACAAUGAUUGGAAUUGGAUGGAAUCACUGGAUCCUAUACAACAACAUUGGGCCGAAGAGAACAAAACAUUUGUUCCUACAAAAGCAUCGGCAUUUAUUUCUGAAAAACUGCUAACACAUGACAGAAUUAUUAUAACAGGGUCAGCGGGAUCAGGCAAAUCUGCCAUAGCGCAACACAUCGCUCUCAAAUAUGCCAUGGAGAAUAAACGGAUUUCCUACAUCAAUGCCUUGGACGAGAUUGAAGAAAGAAUUCCGAAUAUGGCAGGAACCGAUAUAGACAUAUUUGUUAUUGAUGACCCCAUAGGGAAAUAUCGUUUCGAUCCAUUGGCCUUUAGAUGGUGGCGACGUCAGCGGAAACAGCUGAAAUACUUCUUAAGACGUGGACGAAAAAGAGAGAAGGUUGCUGAAGAUAUCAGAGUCCUUCUGACUUGCAGAUCGGAUCUUAUAGAUGACGAUUCGUCAUUAUUCUUUAAAGAUUAUACAAUGAUCAAUAUUGAUGAAGAUUCAUUAGCCCUGACAAAUGACGAGAAAGAGAACAUUUUGAAGUCUCAUAUCAGUGUAUCAGACUUGGGUGAGAACGAUAUCAAACUUAUUUCAGAAUCAACUAAAGCAUUUCCAACAAUAUGCCAGACUGUUGGAUGCAAUGAAAAUUUUCAGGCUAACAUAAACACAUUUUUUCAAAAUCCCUCCGAAUUGAUCAGAAAAGAAGUCCUACAUUUGAAAGAAAAUGCUAAAGAAAAAUAUCUGGCGCUGUUUUUGAUUGUGAUAUUCAAUAACUCGUUUGUGCAAGAUGAUUUUUUGUUAGAUUGCCAAGAGAAUGUUGUUAAUGAUGAUGAAAAUGAUGAUGAUGACAAUGGAAGAUUGGCUGACAUUAACAAAGGAAUACUUACUGAUAUGAUGACAAAAUUUGGGUUUUCGGAGACAACCUCUGCUCGGUCUAUUCUAAGUAGUAUGGAGACUUUGAACGGACCAUUUCUAAAGAAUAUAGACGGUACUUUUCAGUUCCAAAAUAGUUUGUUGUUUCAAACAUGUGUUCACCUAUUCUGUACAGAGGUUUACGAUAUAUUCUUAGAAUAUUGUGACAGUUCAUUUUUUCGGAAAUAUGUCAAGACCGAUCUUCAAAACAAAGGAAAUUUGUUUGUGGAUAUAUAUCUAGAGGACAACUUCAUUGGCGGAUUUGUAAAGAGAAUAGCAAGUGACAUUUAUGAUGGAACAUUUUUGGAUGUAUUCUUGUGCCCUUGGACAAAUGAUGAAAGAGUGAUAAUGGCAAUGGAGAAAAUUUUGAUUACCAAAACCACAAAGGAUAUUAUGGAGUUGACUGUGAAUCAAGCACUGUCAAAAGAGGAUUCAGGACUGAAACCUUAUAGCAAAAAGGAACGAAUUGUGCUGAGGGGAUUUUCAAAACUUGAUUUCAUAAUAUAUGGAGACAAAAUAUCGCCGAUAGUUCUGUCAUUGAUUUUCAAUCAUAACAGAAUAUUUUCUGCUAUGUUUGAUAAACUGAAACUCGAUCAAAUCUCUAGUAGCUGUCUAAAAAAGGAACCACUUUUAAGUGCUGCUUGUGCUAAUGGUAACAAACAUUUAGUGGGGAAAAUAUUGGAAUUUUAUGGAAAAGCCUUGCCAAAUGUUAUGUGGAAUGACAACGAAAAGAUUCACGCCUUUCAUAUAGCUGCUAAUUUCCACCACGUUGAUGUUAUGGAAAUGUUUCUAGCCAAGAAGCAAGACGUAAAUAUCACAACAACUCUGAACGAAUCUCCAUUGUUUCUAGCCCUCUCUGUUGAAAUGUGGUAUGUAAAAACCUCGAAGCAAACCGACGAGGAAAGAAAGCAGGACGGGUUGUUGGAAACUCUCAGUCUUCUUAUUAAGAAUGGGGCAAAUGUUAACACUCACUCAGAAAACAGAGAACAUCCUUUGACUUUGGCUUGUAGCAAAGUGAAUAUCAAAGCCACGCAAUUGUUACUUGAACAUGGAGCAGACGUUAACAAAGUAGGUAUCUCUAAAAUUGGCGGAUUACACUUUGCUGCGAUGCAUGGACAUGCUGACCUCGUUAAUUUAUUGUUAGAAAAAGGAGCAGAUAUCAACUUACGUACGUCAAAAAACCAAACUGCCUUAUAUUUCGCAGCAAGGAAAGGUCAUCCUGCUAUUGUCGAGAUUCUUCUUUCCAGAGGAGCAGAUAAAGAACUGAAAACUCAUACAUGGAAUUCACCAUUCUUUGUGGCUUGUAGAUAUGGUCACGAAAAAGUAGUAAACCUUCUUUUGAAAUUUUUCUCAGAAGACGUAAAGAAAUCAGAUAGAGAUGAAUGUCCUCCUUUACACGCAGCGAUUGAAUCUGGUAAGGUUGAAAUCGUAAAUUUGCUUCUCGAAAAUGGCGCUAAGGCAAACGCCAGAGAGGAAAGGUCUAUGAAAAGUCCGCUCUAUUUGGCAGCUGGUUUAGGAAAAUUGAGCAUUGUCAAAUUGUUGUUACAGAAAGGAGUGUCUAUAGACAUUCAAACAAAGGAUGGGUGUACACCACUUAUCAAGACAUGUAAAAAUGGAUUUUGUUUAGUUGCACAAUGUUUGCUUGCAAACGGAGCAAACGUGGAUAUUUGUGAUAAACGCAAAUGGACUCCACUGUUGUAUGCUUCAAAAUAUGGUCAUUUGGACAUUGUUAAACUCUUGCUAGAAAGUAAAGCAGAUAUGAGUUUGAGUACCGGAAAUGGAGAAGAUCCGUUGUACAUCGCGUCUUCUUGGGGGCAUGAAGAAAUAGUGAAAGAACUUCUAAAGCGGAAAGCAAAUGGCAAUACCUUGAGCACGGGUCUAAGAACACCACUCUCUGUGGCUGUGAAGAAAGGUCAUAAAAAGGUGUUGGAAGUCCUUCUUCUCAAUGGUGCUAACGUGAAUCAACGAGUAGACCACAAUGAUACUUCCCUUAUCAUUGCAGCAAGAGAAAACUUGCUUGACAUUGUAAACAUACUGCUGAAAAACGGUGCUGAUAUUACAUUGAGUGAUUGUGAAAUGGAAAAUGCAUUGCACAAUGCAUGCCAAACAGCCAGCAACGAUGUUAUUGAGACACUGUUAGAUGCUGGACUCGAUAUAAACGGCCCUCAAUGUGAGGGAUAUUCUGCUUUACAUUUGGCAUUGAUGAACCACAACAGACAAGCGGCUUUGUGUCUAUUAGAGCAUAAUUCAGAUGUUAAUAUGAUAUCUAAUGGGAAAACCCCAAUUUCCCUUGCUUGUGAAACUGGAUAUUAUGAUGUAGUAGAAGCACUUUUGAAUAAAAAUGUUGAAGUUAAUCCAGAAAAUGAUAGUAGACCGUUGACACCCGAUCCCCUGAGCAUAGCAGCUGGGAAUGGCUCUCUACAAAUAGCACAAACUUUAAUUCGAUCCAAAGCCAUUGUCAACUCUCGAAAUUCUGAAGGCGAAACUCCGUUAUUUCAAGCCACUAAACAAGGACAUUGCAGGUUGAUGAAAUUGCUCAUUGAUAACGAAGCUCGUGUUAAUAUCCAAGAUAAAUAUGGAAAAACAUGCCUACAUCUGAGUGUGUGCAAACAUAAAAGUGAUGAUAUGGUAUUGCUCUUAUUGAAGAACAACGCAGCUGUGAAUGUGUGCACCAAAGACGGAAUCACCGCUCUGAUGAUGGCUAUCGCGGGAAAACAAGGAGUGUCCGAGAAACGGAUCCGUUCUAUCAUUGAACACGGCGCAAAUGUUAAUGCACAGGAUACAUUUGGAAAAACUGCACUUCACCGAGCAGCAGAGUUGGGUUUGGGAUCUGUCAUAGAAACACUGUUAAAUAAUGACGCCAAUGUUAAUACAUGUAAUCAAGAUGGCGAAAGUGCUCUAUUCAUUGCGACUAAGAGCGGACAUGCAAAUGUUGUUCAGUUACUUCUACAGAACAAUGCAGAAGUCAAAGUACUUUCAAAUUCCGGUGAAAGUCCAUUCGAUAUCGCCAAUCGAAUGGAAUUUCACAACAUUUCCAAACUUCUACAGGAAUCUGCAGCUAUCAAAGCAGAUAGAGGUGAUUCCCCAAAGUUAGAUUCGAAAGAAGAUUCUAUAACUUCUAAGGAGCGGAAACUGGUAUUGGUCAAAUGUAACCCUUUGGGACCUGCUCUGCCAAGAAAACGAAGUCCCUAUAAGAUACCAGUUCGACGAUAAUAGAAAGAAACAGAAGUAUUUCUUGUCAUACCUUUAUGAAUUGUUGCGAUAGAAAUUGGAAAAUCUUAAUGCAUUGCUAGAACUAUGAAUGUUUUGUCUUUUCACGAUACCAACAAGUAUCGUGGCUGUUCAAAGCUGUAAUUUGCUGAGUAGUAAGGAAAUUCGAAAUUUAGAUUACUUAAUAUAAGUGAAGAUUCAUUUACUCAAAUUUCUUUAAUUUUUUGUUUUUAUAUAUGUAUGUUUUAUUUUUAAGAUGAACCCGCAUGAUUACUACUCAUAACACAAAUACUUUUAACAUAUGUUAUGCAUAUGUUUGUUGGUUUUUUUGUUGUUUUUUUUUCAGAACAAAACCUCCUUUCUUAAAUUACAGUAUACUCUAGAUAUAAAUUUUGGGGAUGCUUAAAAUUUUCUUUAGGAUUUAAUAUUUUUCAACAUUUUCUUGGUUAUACAAUCAAGUAAAUAUCCAAGAAAUUCGAAAAGGUUCCAAUUCAGCUACUCAAUGUAAAUGUAUUCGUAUUUCAUGUCCUAUAAAUGUAUGGUGUGAUUUUUGUAGUCGUUGUAUCAUGUUGAAGUUUAUCAAAUAAAAUCAAUCCACUAUAGGAAUUUACUGUUUUGUUUAUUUGUUGAAUUGUGCAUUAACGUUUAUACGAAGACAUUUUUAAAAAUAAUUUUAGUAUUAUGUAUUUACAUGCAAAUCUCUUGGUAAAAAGUUAAAUAAUUCAUUCAUUAUAAAUAUCUGUCUGAAAUAAGAAUAAGUCAUUUACUGCACACACGCACGCACACACAUAAACACACACACACACACACACACACACACACACACACACACACACAUGCAUACAUAUAUAUAUAUAUAUAUGUAUAUAUAUAUAUAUAUUCAAAAUUGAAAUAGAGUCUCAGUAAUCGGAUACUAAUAUUUAAAAAAAUAUGGAAAAAAAAAUACAGAAAUCCUCCAUAAAACUUUAGCGCUUUCAUUACAUCUUCAGAAGCUUUACAAAAAUGUAUACAUAGCAGUAUCAUAGUAACAGUGAUUAUGACGUCAAAGUAAGCGGAACGUUAAAUGUCUAUAUUGUGACGUCAUGGAUAAUGUAAAACAAUGAUCUGGAAAAAGUACGGGAAAAUCAUAGGCAAUUAUAAAAGACUAUUAAAAGUUUUGGCUUUAGAAUACCAAUGAAAUGUUUUUCUUUUUCCCGUCUCUGAAUAGCACUGGCACAUCUGAGUUUAUAAAAUGGGAAAAUGUUAAAUCGUUUUUUACCACACGUUUCCAGGUGUGCACUUAACUGGAUUUGUCUGUAUUCAGGUGUACUGAUGUGCUGCUUAUGUACACGUACACGGGCACGGAGAGUGUUGCCAGUUUCACCAAUGUAAUAUUCCUUGCAUCCAGGACAUGUGAUGGCGUAUAUGACAUCCUUUGUAUCGCAUGACAUGUUAGCAUUAACUUUAAAUUCUCGUCCGUUAAAAUUAUAACUGGUCCCUUCUGUAAUGUAGUCACAUGUACCGCAU